GAGAAAGUAAUUCGUUUUCUCGCAUCAGAUAGGAAAGUCCUUUGAAUCGUGUUUCGGUUUCCCGCGCUUUUUCAUUCGACGUAAUCACGUGAUUUUUAAUUCGCCGGCAUAUUUUUAUUAUUUUUUUACUAUUAAUUUCCGUAUUAGUUGCGUGUAUUUUUAGUGGAUAUUUUUUUCGUGCGGUAGGUGCGUAUUUUUUCGGGGUUUAGAAUUGUUUUGAAUUUGUGCAGUGUGCAAUUUUUCGAUGGAUUAAGGAUAAGGAGAAUAUUGUGCAACGUUAAUUAAACGCUCUUGUUCGAUGGAAACGCAGUUAUUCAUUCUUAUUCCGAAUGAUCGUGAAUACUGCUGAAGACGAACACAAAUGGGAGCAAAGUUCACUUUACUCGCGGUAUUCUUCCUCCUAUUGCAGCAGACUUGGACCUCGGACCCAAUUCCAGAUGUCAAUUUCAUUAACGAUGCGACCCCGAAUAUUUGGACCGAUUGGUCAGACUGGUCAGAAUGUUCACGAAGUUGCGAUGGUGGAAUAUCGCAUCAAAGACGAGCUUGUCGAGUAUCCCACUGCGAAGGGAACGCCUUCAGAUAUAAGAUCUGCAAUAUGCAGCCUUGUCCAGAUAAUAUUGAUUUUCGCGAAAAACAAUGUUCGAAUUUCAACGAGAUACCAUACAAAGGAGACCAGAUGACUUGGAAGGCAUAUUACCAUCCGCAAGAACCUUGCGCUCUGCACUGCGUAAAUCAGUUCAACGAUGUAGAAUUAUUAGCUGUCAAAGUACACGACGGGACACGUUGUAGGCCUGGUUCGCUGGAUAUGUGUAUCGAUGGAAAAUGCAUGCCGGUCGGAUGCGACCUCGAAAUUGGAUCUACGAAGACGGUGGAUAAUUGCGGAGUUUGCGGAGGUAAUGGAAAAACGUGCUCUUUGCCGCUCCAUCAGUGGAAUGAAAAUACCAACACGACAUGUUCGUUGAAAUGCGGCGGAGGUUACAAAAUUACGCAACCAGUUUGCCAAAACACAGCGACCGGUGAUAUCGUCGACCAACAUCUUUGCGAUAUUUCUCAAAUGCCCGAAGGAAGAUUACUCGAAUGUAAUAUAGAACCUUGCCCGCCAAAAUGGGAAGCUGGCGAAUGGUCAGUUUGUAGUCAAAGCUGUGGAAGUGGAAUAAAAACAAGAAGACUUUAUUGUGUAGAAGAACAUAAUAAAACGAAAACAAAAGUAUUCAAUCAUUUAUGCAAAGGGCACAAACCGCGAAUGCAAGAAUCAUGUAACAUGCAACCCUGUCCUCCUGAAUGGAUUACCGGACAGUGGUCCAAAUGUUCGGCAACUUGCGGUCAAGGGAUCCAAACACGUUCGGUAACAUGUAAUAAAAAUCCAGCGGACAUGAUGCAAUGCGACCCUUUGAAAAAACCUUCAACCGAACAGAAAUGUUUCGCAGAUACAUCGUGCCAAGAAGAAAAAUAUUAUUCAUUGUACGACGACGGACCUAAAUCAUCGGCGGUUUCGUAUAAAGAUACCGAGUUCCGUAUACAAGCGGAAAAGCUAAUUGGAAAACAAAACGGAUCUCCGCACGCGGUAUUCGUUGCCGAAGAAUGGGGACCGUGCAGUGUAACCUGUGGCGAGGGGUUUCGUAAACGAAAGGUGUAUUGUAAGGCGCAUCUGGAUUAUAUGAAUGUUAUGACUAAAUUUGCCGAUGACACUUGCGGUGGCGAGAAGCCAAUAGAAAUUGAACGAUGUGUCAACAAACCGUGUUCUUCGGAUACUAUCUGGGAUGCAUCUGUUCAAGACGGAUAUAGUGAAGACGUUAGAGAAGAUUCCCUAUCACCAAAAGUAGCUCCUGGGGCUUAUGGUAAAACGUACAGCUGGGUUAAGAAUGGUUUUACUCCUUGCACAGCAACUUGUCUGGGAGGAGUUCAAGAACUGAUAGUAAAUUGUAUACGAGACGACGAUAAAAAAGUCGUUUCGCCUUAUCUAUGUGAUACAAAAACACAACCAGCGGUCAUCACGCAAACCUGCAACGAUCACCCUUGUCCACCCCGAUGGAAUGUCAGCGAAUACUCGCCAUGCAAUAAAAAAUGCGGAAUGGGUAUACAAACCAGAGAAGUAAAUUGUAUUCACGAGGUAACCAUGAGUAAUACAGUCGCUGUUCCUCAUAACAUGUGCGAACAACCGCCUCCUCCUGAUCGACAACAUUGCAAUUUUGUCGACUGCGCUGUCGAAUGGUAUACCUCAAAUUGGACCAAAUGCUCAAAAGUAUGCGGUGGUGGAAUAAAAACCAGAGCUGUCGAGUGUCGCCAAAUUACUGCUCAAGAUAGAAUAGUUUCACAUCCGGAUCAUAUGUGUGAGGGACGUAAACCACAGGCCACAGCUCCUUGCAACGGCCGUCCAUGUGGUAAAAAUAAAAAACCUGGUUCUCACGUAAUUUCUAGUGUCGACAAUCAGUUCUAUAAUCAAGUUAAUGCAAAUAAACCAGUAUCUGUAAAAAUUGGCGGAAAAGCUGUCGUUUUUUUGGGAAGCACAAUGAGAAUUAAAUGUCCUACGAAAAAUUUUGCCAAAGAGCAAAUUAUUUGGGAGAAAGAUGGAAAAGAAAUUCAUAAUAAUGGUAAUUAUAGGGUAUUGAAAAAGAGAGGCAUCCUCAAGAUAGAAAUUUUAUCGUAUUCUGAUAAUGCUACAUUCACCUGCAAAGCUGGUCCAUCGUCAUCUAGUUUAAUUGUUCAUGUAAAGCCACCACCUGGUAAAUUGCCUGCUAGUUCUGAAGAAUCUGCGAAACAGAAUAAUCAGUUAGAUCCAGCCAUACCCAUGGAAAUUUCUGGUAAAGCGAAUUUCGAACUCUCCGAAGACAUCAGCCACGAAAGAUUAUCAGAAUAUGAAAAAAAUCAACGAAAGUACAUGCAAAAGAAACCAACUACUCCGAAAAUCUUACCUCCUGUUGGUGCCACAACCAACGAAAUGGUUGCUAAUCAGGGUACAAAGCACCAAAUGGUUGAUUCUUUAUUACCUUCUGGUACCUCAUCGGGGUCGCGCCUAACACCGUUUUUCUUUGGUAUUCUUAUUAACUUAAAGCGAUUUUGGUCGUUUCAGCAUAGCGCAAAUAUUAGAAGCCAAAGGAUGUUGAUGGAAGAGCCAGAAUUCGAUGAACUGAGACGUACUGUUAUUGCCGAACAAACUACGACCGAAAAUUUAAAUGGCACCGCGAUGGUUCUUGGAAAAGGUGAACGUGAUAAUGUCAAAUUUGAAUGGUUCAUAACUUCUUGGUCAAACUGUUCACCUCCUUGUGGCGGAACAGGAUUCCAGAUCAGAGCAGCUCAAUGCAUGGUUAAAGUAAACAAUAUAACCCAGAACGUAGAAAGUAAUCUUUGCGAAGACGCUGGAUUGCCAACUCCUACCACAAUUCAAAAAUGCGAUACGACCGAAUGUCCACAUUGGAUCACCAAAGAUUGGCAGGACUGCAAUUCAUCUCGGUGCUUUGCGUGGAAUACUGCCAUGCAAAAAAGAGACGUAUUUUGUCAAUUAGCCAACGGUACCUUAGUUCCUGAUGCGUUAUGCGAAUCAUCUGAAAAACCUAUUACCAAGCAAGAGUGUUACAAUGACCUUUGUAAAGGCACUUGGAAAGUCGGUGACUGGACAGAGUGUUACGCAUCUUGCGAUAAAGAAGGAGUCAAAUACAGGAUAUUGCAAUGCGUUUGGUAUGGUACGAAAAAACCUGCUGGCACUGCCUGCAGAGAUCUUCCUAGGCCAGCAGUUAUGCGAACCUGUCGUGGGAUUAGUUGCGCAGAAGUGUACUUACAGCGAACGAAUGUAAGGACCGGAGUAGAUAUUGUCAGAAUGUGAAAACUCUAAAUAUGUGUGAUCAUCGAAGAUACCAGGUCCAAUGCUGUCAUUCGUGCAAAGACGAAUAAAGCAUCGGAGUCCAGAUAGUGAAACUCGCCACAAAUGUAAACCUACCUACCUAUAUAAUGUAAUGUCAACCAUGUACCUACCUAUGAUUUUUACGUUGUUGAUAGAUUGUUUGAUAUUUUUCGUGUACUGUACAUAGCCUAUUGUUGAAAAAUUCUAUAAGCAAUACUAUUUUGUUAGUCGAUAAAUUCAUACCGUUAUUAGCGAAUACCUCGAUUGCUACAAAAUGUUUUGUUAUUUCGAAAAUUCACGAUUAUUUUUGAAAUUUUUUUAAUCGAGAAAGUUAUAAAUACUGUAAAACAUAUAGGAAUGAAUUUCGUUUUAUUCGCGAAAUAUACCUUGAUAAGUGUAGGUAAAAUAUGACUCGAAAUCGAAUAUGUAACAUCAGAAUGGAACAGCUUUUCUCAUAAGUCUUCCAGGUAUACUGCGUGGGUACUUUUGAGUGGUUGGAAAUUUAAUUUGAAAUUCGUUGUCUAUCUUGAAUGUUUCGCGUCUUAAACAAUAUUAUAUCGCCCUGUUUUGUCUAUUGUGAUAACGUUUUCGUUAACAAUAACUUUUAUUUUCAUUUUACGUGUUUAAUCGAUAUUAGUAUUUUAGAUUCGUUGAUGAUACAUUCUUAUUUGUUGAUAAUUUCUUGUAAUGUAUUUAGGUAUCCAGUUAUUUUUAUUCGUGUAUUAUUUAUACCCCUAAGCCAACCCUUUUGUUACCUAUGGUUUAAUAUUUCGGUUGUAUAUACUUAAUUAUGAUCAGUGCAUUUUGAAGACACUGAAAAAAAAGAAAGAAAAGUUAUGCUUUCAUUAUCAUUUAUAUAAUAUUGUACAGUUACAUGAUUAUUUAUUAUUUCAUCUUGCACGAUGUAAAAAUAUGCAAUCAUUUCAUUUUUUUCAAAAGCUUCAUGAUGUGAGCUUUAUUUUACAAAAAAAAAAAAGAUUUCAAGAAAUCACGGUUUUGCUAUAAUUGCCGCAUGUGUUGCUAUAUACCUAUCUCUAUCUACGUAUUUAAUUCAUUAGCUUAUUAAAAAUUUAAAUACCUGAGAAAAAAAUUCAUCGUGGAAAAUUUUUGAUUUAUACGAAUCAUUGAACUUCAGGUGCGAUAAAAUUUAAGGAAACAAUUUCCAAUUAAAAGAUGAUUUCGAUCUACGAAUUUACGUUAAUGAUAAAAAUUAUUCCUAUCUUCCUAGUUUCAUCAUAAUUGUUUUGUUGUUUGAUGGAUUUUUAUUUAUUUUUUUUGUUGAUUUAGUGUGUUAUGCACCGCUUCACAUUAUAAUGGUAUUAGGAAAGAAAAAAAUUCAAAUGACCAUUCAUAUCAUUGAUAUAUGUACAUGUUGAUUAUUGCAUAAUAAUAUAUACCUACGUGAUAACGUUAUUUUAUAAUUUAGCCACAUUGUUGUAAAUUUUUCUCGCACUUUAAGACUGAAAUUAAUUUAUUUUAAUUUGUCGUCACAAAGCAUUUUUUUAUUUGUUCGCUUUCAUAUUUUUUGGCGCUUUUGUAUUAUUUAUUAUUGAUUUAUAUUUUUAACUCCGAAUCAAAAAAAUUGCCGAGUGUUGAUGAAGUAGGACAUCUGAAUAGGAAAAAUACGUAUUGAAAUGUACGAACCAGUAUUUCUAUAAGAAAUAGUUGAAUUUCAUGUUAACUAUUUUGUACUUUUUUAUUUACCUACCUACGAAAAUCUUUCUCAAUUAGAAAUGUGUAUGAUAUACGUGUAAGCUUUUCAUUUUAUGUAGUUCAUGUUGUAAUGUCGUUGAAUAAAGUACAACUUUCCUGAUAGCAAUAAAUCACUGUCUAUGGUUUUCA
Planococcus citri (citrus mealybug) is the source of this 5680-nucleotide messenger RNA. RefSeq names its product no long nerve cord (gene nolo). Lineage: Eukaryota; Metazoa; Arthropoda; Insecta; Hemiptera; Pseudococcidae. The transcript is spliced from 25 exons. Gene Ontology annotation, biological process: proteolysis; extracellular matrix organization. Bases 362 to 3820 code for a protein of 1152 amino acids. Gene Ontology annotation, molecular function: metalloendopeptidase activity. Gene Ontology annotation, cellular component: extracellular matrix. The record is from RefSeq and is a predicted model, not a curated record.